ACAGGCACCGCAUGCCAAACGCUCUUCCUCAAACCUCAGCCUGGGUGAUGAUGGUGAAAUGCGGCGAUUGCGCUCCAGACAAAACGAUGAAUGGCGAGUUCAAACGAAAAGAAGUUCAAAAGUCCGGCUAGGGGGACCGCAGACAAAGCCAAUUUAAACAGACCAGCGCUCUCGGUGGUGCUGAAACAAGCGGUUUUAAAAACAAUCCCUCCUCCCUUCAAAAGUCCCCAAUUUUCACAUCUGCCAUCACGUUUAUGCAGAGACUUUCAAGAACUCGAAAGAAUCUCCGAAAGAAGUGAGACCACGCUACAGAAUAUGAGUCACGUCAAUCAAAAGGGACAACCAGAGAGCAGUCAGAGUAGAUGCGCCAGAGGGGAGCUGCGCGUUCAUAGGGGAGGGACGAAUCCAGUCAAGUUUGGAUUCAGGAGCGCACGGCCACAACAGGAGCGACGGCGCCGAGGGAGCAACGGAACAUUUCCCCAUGCUGUUCCACCAUAUUCAUUUCCGUCUUUGCCUACACUGACUGCUUUUUUUUUCCUUUGCGUUGGGGGGAUCCCAGAAGCGCGCCAGAGGGAAUGAUGAAGCCUUACGUGAGGUGCACUUUGCUGCUUCUUCUGGUCGAUUUACAGACUCAAGACUGCCUCGCAUCGAAGGCGGAGGACCGGCUGUUCAGGAAGCUUUUUAGACGGUACAACCAAUUCAUCAGGCCAGUGAAGAACGUUUCCGACCCUGUUACCGUAGAGUUUGAGGUCUCCAUCUCGCAGCUCGUUAAAGUAGAUGAGGUCAAUCAAAUCAUGGAAACAAAUCUAUGGCUCCGACAUAUUUGGAAUGACUACAAGCUAAGAUGGAUACCGGCAGAGUUUGAUGGAAUUGAAUUCAUUCGAGUUCCAUCGAACAAGAUUUGGAGACCGGACAUUGUUCUCUACAACAAUGCUGUAGGUGACUUCCUGGUGGAGGAUAAGACCAAAGCACUGCUGAAGUUUGAUGGUACGAUCACCUGGGUUCCUCCUGCCAUUUUUAAAUCCUCGUGUCCGAUGGAUAUCACCUACUUCCCUUUCGACUAUCAAAACUGCUCAAUGAAGUUUGGUUCCUGGACUUACGAUAAAGCCAAGAUUGACCUGGUACUCAUUGGAUCUAAGGUAAACCUGAAAGACUUCUGGGAAAGCGGGGAAUGGGAAAUCAUUGAUGCUCCAGGCUACAAGCAUGACAUCAAGUACAACUGCUGUGAGGAAAUUUACCCGGACAUCACCUACUCCUUCUACAUCCGGCGCCUGCCACUGUUCUACACCAUCAACCUCAUCAUCCCCUGCCUCCUCAUCUCUUUCCUCACAGUGCUGGUUUUCUACCUCCCAUCUGACUGUGGAGAGAAGGUCACGCUCUGUAUCUCUGUCCUGCUCUCCCUCACUGUGUUCCUCCUGGUUAUCACAGAGACCAUCCCCUCGACGUCACUGGUCAUCCCUCUUAUCGGAGAGUACUUGCUCUUCACAAUGAUCUUUGUCACACUCAGCAUCGUCAUCACCGUGUUCGUGCUGAACGUGCACUACCGCACGCCGAUGACCCACACCAUGCCGUGCUGGGUGCGGUCCGUGUUUCUCAAAGUGCUGCCGAGGAUUAUGCUGAUGCGUAGGCCAAUCGAUGAGGAGGGUAAGGCCGGGUGGUUGGACAGCAGUGGGGAAGCAGGAGGAGCUGGAGGGGGAGGAGGAGGCGGAGGAGGGAAAGGAAGGAGGAAGCGAAAGAAUAGCUUGACCCAGCAGGUCGGAGGAGGAUCCCUCAACUGUCUGGAAGUUGGUGGGGAUGGUAAGCUCGCGGCCAUAGAGGGCUGCACUGGCAAGAAAUGUCCCUGUCCCUGCCAACAUGUGAGGGAGACCCCAGAAACACCAGAGUCUGGAAACGUGCCUCGUCAGCUGAGUCCACAGAACAUCAGCACGGUGAUGGCCUUCUCCGUGGUGUCCCCUGAGAUCAAACAGGCCAUCGAGAGCGUCAAGUACAUAGCUGAGAACAUGAGGAGCCGAAACAAGGCUAAAGAGGUGGAAGACGAUUGGAAGUACGUGGCCAUGGUGAUUGAUAGGAUCUUCCUCUGGGUCUUCGUGACGGUGUGUGUCCUGGGAACCUUGGGCCUGUUUGUCCAGCCCCUCUUUGGUUUCGUCUCUUAACCUUUGUAAAACCCGGGGUUAUCAGCCUCAUUGAGACAAGCAACACCAAAAGACCACCAAUUUAUCAGUUAACCAACUGGAUGUGCUGGUUCUCGUUAAUAAAAUCUAGCAAAGUUGAUAAAGGGGAAUUUUAAUUAAAUUUGUUGGUUUGCUACAAUAUGGUAACACACACUGUAAUGUGGUAACUUUAUAUAUCUGAAGGCUGAUGAAAUUUACCAAUGGGAAUAUCUUUAGAUCUAAAGGAAUGUUUUAUUGGUUAGGGUCAUUUUCAAUAAAGUAGGGGACGGUGGUUCCUGCAAUGCUGUUUGUUGAAAAUGUUUAUCUUCAGUUUGUUGGAGAGAGCAUUACUCAUCAAAUCUGCUCAGGUUACUAAAAAAAGGUGGGUUUAGUGUGGGCCUUUAAAACUGAUCUUUCAAAAAUUAAUUGAUCAGUUCUCGUGUCUGAUGCUUUAAAUGAGAUCUGAACAUAUACCAUAAUCUGAGGUUUACAAACAAAACAAAUGACUUUGACAGAUGUUGAGAUCAGCAGCACAUUCAGUGAUACUUAAGGACUUGAACUUUAUCCAAAACUUGCAAGUGAAUUGGAGAUAUUUAAAGCCAACAAAUGACAACAAACUCCCACUACCACACUAAACUCAGCUAUACAUUCACAGAGUAAAUAACUGAUGACUUUAAUAUAAGCUGCUCAGUCUGAUUCUCCAAGCCGCUAUUGUGACAGGCAGAUCUAAUUAUCGCUUUUCUGGAUAAUGUCUUGUCUAAUUUUACAUUUCUAAAAUUCCUUGCACUGCUUUUUAUUUUUUCAGGCAGUUUAUUUAUUUAUUUAUUUAUUUACUGUAAUCAAAAAAUGUGUCAUUAUAUAUGCCAUGUCUGGUUAUUGUUUCAUAAGAUAAUCGAAUGGCCUUGUAAAUGCUCAGUGAAAUUAUGCUUGAUUAGUUUCUCUUAAAAUAGCAUCUCAUUUAUGAUUUCAUCAGAGGACUCUUAAUGCCCAAUUCCAUGGCUAAUAAUUAAACCUUUUUUUCUUGUCGCUUAGGAUUAGUCUCAUUACUGAACGCAAAAGUGUAUAAGAUGCAUGCACAAGAAAAUGAUGAAUGCUCUCACCUCAGAGCUUGGUGUGAUACGGUGAGUUAAUACAGUAACUAAUAAUAAAUCAGGAUUGUCUUUUCUUUAUUUCUGAAUAUGCUAAAAUUGCACAACAGGGCAAGUGUCUAGUAGAAGUGGACUGAGUUUUAAACGCCGCAAAAAGCACCAAAAGAAGCAGCAAAAAACAGUAAAUCAGCCUCCUUUAAAAAGGCGCUCUGAAAGCCCAUUUUGUUUGGUCCACUUUUUCAAUUUGUUAUUAGCAUUAGCACAAACAGCACAUCAACCAAUCACUUGGAAGCAACUCAAAGCAUUUUGGCUUCUAGAUGUGCUGAGGUUGAUUUACUCGGGUUCAAGCUCUGCAUCGGGAUGGGGGAAAAAAUGGGAUUUCUUGUGACUUUGAGAGUAGCAGGUCAUUAACUGUCCAUUUUACAGACAAUGGUCUGAAAAAGAGAAAACUUAUUGUAAGCACCUAUAAUGUACUAUGUGAAAAUGUCAGAAAUCAGAGAAGAAUGAGCAAGCAUGUUUUAGAUGACGAGUUACGGUAGUUCAGAUAACCACUUGUUACAACCAAUAAAUGAGAAAUACACUCUUGAAAAGCACAACACAGAGACCUUCUCAUUUGCCAGAAAAGACAGAGAAUCUGGUAUUUAGCCAGAACCGGAGUUUAUUCAAAACAGUGAAUGGAACCCUGGUGCAAGCAGAAACUGACGGAUCUGGCCAGGAUCUAUGACACAGUAGUUAACAGAAAUCAAUGGCUUGGCAAGGUCUGUGUUCAAGGUUCAAGUCCAGGUCCGUUUCUGUGCAGAAAACAGUAGGCAGAUGAGAUGUGCAGAUCGAGACAAAGGUCUCGAUCUGCACAGGCUCAAUAGAACUGGACAUAACAGACUGCAAAAGUUUUGGUUGCUCCAGUGAAUCUCAAUUUCAAUGGUAAGGUCAGAGCUUGGCAUAUGCCCCAUGGAUGUGGCUUUGGGUUGUUCUAAUUGUACUGGCUGGAGGUACUCUUGCGGAAGUCUUGGGAAUAUUUUUGGUAGCUUAGCACCACUUGAGCAUUAUUUCAAACAUCACAGCCUACUUGAGUAUCGUUGCUGACCGCGUCCAAUCCUUUAUGACAAAAUCAUACCCAUCUUCUUAUGGUAACUUCCAUCAGAACAAUGCACUAUGUCACAAAGCCCAAAGGAUUUUAAACUGGUUUCUUAAACAUAAUGAGUUCACUAUGUUCCAACAGCCUCCAUCUAAUAGAGAAUCUUAGAACUGUAUUGGAUUCACACCAUAUAUGCAAAGCCGACUAAUCUGUAGCCACUGCGUAACACCAUCUUGACAAUAUGGACCAAACUCUCUGAAAAAUGUUUUUCCAACACCUUGUUGAAGCUUGAAUAUGCCAGUGAGUGUAUAAAAUGACAUGUAAUCACUAUAUAAGUUUAUCAAAGUAAGUUUUAAUAAAAACACAAUAAAUGCGAAUUUAUUUUUUUAAGAAAAUUAGUGAAACCUGAAAACCAUUUUCUACUAAACAAAACAAAUAAAUAAUAUAGACUGCAUAGUGUUGAUGGUUUUGAUUUAUUUCACGACGGGAAAGAAGUUUGACAUUAAUGCUAUCUGUUUUUUCUUUAACUUUCUUUAGAACAGUUACAUAUUUUUGAUUGUUUUUCACCAAUGUUUUCCAUAAAUUAAAGUUUUACCAUUUUGUUUUUGUUUUUCUUCCUUGUUAAAAUGUUCAAUAUGGAUGUAUUCAAUGUUACGUUGUUUAAUGUUGCUGCAAAUUUCAUCACCCAUAAUAAACAUGACCUUUCUCCUC
Molecule: messenger RNA, 5024 nt
Organism: Fundulus heteroclitus (mummichog)
Lineage: Eukaryota; Metazoa; Chordata; Actinopteri; Cyprinodontiformes; Fundulidae
Product: neuronal acetylcholine receptor subunit alpha-3
Exons: 9
Coding region: 576-2153 (525 amino acids)
Biological process (GO): monoatomic ion transmembrane transport; signal transduction; regulation of membrane potential
Cellular component (GO): neuron projection; synapse; postsynaptic membrane
Molecular function (GO): acetylcholine-gated monoatomic cation-selective channel activity; transmembrane signaling receptor activity
Source: RefSeq, a predicted model, not a curated record